This is a messenger RNA of Trichomonas vaginalis G3, 862 nucleotides long. RefSeq names its product keratin-associated protein family. NCBI's taxonomy places the organism in Eukaryota, Parabasalia, Trichomonadida, Trichomonadidae. The transcript has a single exon. The annotation marks the transcript as partial. The record is from RefSeq and is a predicted model, not a curated record.
AUGAUGGUUAGAGAUAUAAAACCACGUAACGACGGGAACGAAGAACAUGAACAACAGGAUACUGGUCGGGUUAUUCGAGACAUUAAAAACGUGUAUCCUGAAGUUAUUGAUUUAUUUAGAGGAGUUAAUGAUUCAAUUUCAAAACAUUCUAUAACCCUCGAUGAAGAGAAUAAAUUAACAGAUUAUAUAUUCGUCAUUAUUGCAGAAUUAAUGAAGAGAAUAAAUGAAAAAGGAAUUGGUGAUAUCAUUAAUGUCAGCGAUGUAAUGAUGAAAAGAAAUUUUGACUCAUUAUUUACAAAACCGAAAACAGAAUAUAGUCUUUAUGACGUAAUUACCGAAUUAAUGAAAAAGAUUAAUGAUAAUAAGAGUUCUGGCGGAAGAGUUGAAUUAGAAGUGAAUGAUGUUAAUGAGAAAUUAGCCGAAAAAGCAAACAAAAAUGAGCUUUUAGCUCUGAGUGAUAAAGUCAAGAACCACGUUCAUUAUAUAACUUCAGACGAACAGAUUAUAACGGACUACCAUGGAUAUUUAACACGAAGUGAUGAAGUGAAGACGGAAGACCCCAAUGAAAGAAGAUAUAAAUACAUUCGUGCUAAAGGUUAUGACAUAAGCUGUACUGUACAGUAUGACACGGGUAAAGCACCAGAAGCAUUUAGUUAUAACGAUGAAAUUUAUGCCUCUACUUUCUCUGUUAAAGGUGUAUUAGUUGAACCAAGAUUUACUUUGAGAGUUAAGUCAAAAAUAACGUUUGAAGAUGCUAUUAAAAGUAAAGCUGACAAAGUUGAACUCGAAGCAAUGAACAAAGUUUUGAAAUCUCAUAAACACAACAUCUCCGAUAUAAAUGAACUUCAAGCUACAUUAGACA